This is a messenger RNA of Daphnia carinata, 6623 nucleotides long. RefSeq lists its product as uncharacterized. Gene Ontology annotation, biological process: activation of GTPase activity; regulation of small GTPase mediated signal transduction. The transcript is spliced from 23 exons. Bases 34 to 5409 code for a protein of 1791 amino acids. Gene Ontology annotation, molecular function: GTPase activator activity; protein binding. Gene Ontology annotation, cellular component: cytoplasm. Lineage: Eukaryota; Metazoa; Arthropoda; Branchiopoda; Diplostraca; Daphniidae. The record is from RefSeq and is a predicted model, not a curated record.
CGCCAGUCAUGAGAGUUCGUGUGCCCUUCAGCCAUGUCUUCGCAGGUGGUCUGCUUUGUCUGCAAUCUGCCCAUCUUGACCCACCAGGUGGGACUCGUGUGGCAAGGCGGAAACGGUAUUGACGAGCUCGUCCGUGACUUUGAAGGACCCAAUGCUCUCACAGCGCUUCGUACCAGGCUCGGCCGGCGCGACUCUGCUACCCAAUUCAGAGCCGUCAGCCCGCCAAGGACGGUACGCGAAACUUCACCGCCUGGAACGACGGGCAGCGGACGUGAUGGCAAUCGGAGACGGUCAUCUCUUGCCCAGAUUACGGACUUGUUAUGGGGCACCAAGGACAAGUCCAAUUCGAGCCAUCACAACAACACGUCGGUUGCAUCAUCCACCCAAGGUGGGCCAGCGACGGGCAAUAACACGUCGAGAUCGAGAGCCGCCACGGGCCGUCGCGAAUCACUGGUGGAUAUGGCUUUCGGCAACUUGCCGUGGAUCCGGCGCCAAUCAUCGACGACUAGCGGUCCGUCGUCGAGCGCCGCCGCCAAUUCUGCCGCCAUGGACGGCGACAAGUUGCGCAAACGGCGAGAAUCGAUGACGGCAGCCUUUCCCAAGCGAUCGGGAGGAAGGAGGGAUUCAGGUGUUGGGUCCGGCGGUUCCGUGUCUGGAAGUUCGGUCGGUUUGGACAUCAGCAAAUUCCAGUUUUUACUGUCGAGACGAGAUCGCGACAGUUCAUUACCAACUCCGGCCAUUAGCCGGACGAAUAGCUCAGCGGGCAUUCAGAGGCAGUCGGUGGACGGGAACGUGCCCACACAAACGGUGGAACUGAGCCAAGCGCUCAGGGAGAGAUUGAAAGAGCGACACGACUCUAUUGGCUUCCUAUCGCGACGUCGCUGUUCGGGCAUAUCGCCGCUGGCCAGGAACAGCGCCGCAUCGACGAGGCCAGGUGCGAGCACCUCUCAACAUUCGUCGGCCGGGUGCGGGGCUGCCACGUCGACCGUGGCUACGUCGCCCAGCGGAUUGGGCCUGGCGCCCGCCAGCCCGACCUUCCCUUGCACGUCGGCCGGGUCGGCCGGGUCGGCGUCUUCUGCGUCCAAUUUUUACGGCGCAAGGCAAGGCCAUGGAUCGCCUUCGUCGCCCCGACAGCUCAGCCCCGUUCAGGGCUCGUUACCCACCUCGCCCCGGUGCCAACUCGUCACGACGUCGACGGCCAAUUGCGGCACGUCGCCCGAUCACAGCCUGUGCCCCAUCUUCAGCGCCACCAGCAUCCCGCCCAGCCCGGAAGGCCGCAGCACGAGCCCGUUCGGCGGAUCGAUGGUUGGCGGCAGCGGCAGUGGCAACAACAACAACAACAACAACAAUCAUUGCGGCCCGUCUUCGUGCGCCGUUGUCGUCGCACCGGACGAGUUCGUCAAACCGAUUCUGCUGACGAGCGCACCGUCGACGGAGAGCACGACGUCCAUCAACGCUCCCGUCGUGUCUGCCACGCCCGUCGUUGUCGAAUUGGCAACGCUGGGCGUCAGUCGGCACCGCCGACGAUCCAGGCCGUCCGUUUCGCCCGAACGUCCCUGUUGCAGCAGUCCGUCUGCGUCGGGCCGCUUACCACGUCUGCGGAGACAGUCGACCACCUUAGACGAAGGCAUUCCGAUUGGCGGCAAGACGGGCAGAAGAGGAUCGCGCCCUUUUUUAUCGCCCGAUGCGCCACCAGCGGCCACGUUGAUGGCCGCUUUGCAAACGCACCGCGACUCGCUCUCGCCCGACUCUGCGGCCGAAGAAGCCCUCAGCGGUGCCAGCGGCCUCCUGGGCAGCACUUCGAAACUCCGCGGCCGCCGCGACUCUCGUCCCCAUCUCAGCCCGGACGGCGAGUGCGGCGGAGACGGAUCCUCUCCCCGCGGCAGCCGCAUCCGCCGCCAAUCGACGACGACCGAAGAUAUUUUCAAAAGUCGAAGCAGACGAGGUUCCAAAGCAACGACAACUAAACCGUCUCGUUCGGAGAGCAGCUCGACGUGCAGCUCCAGGGAACCGUCGCCCAAAGAGCCGAGUCUCAGGAGGCAGUCGACGACGACGGAAGAGAUCCUCAUCGCCCGCGGUUUCCGACGCCAGUCGACCACCGAGGAGAUGAUGCGCUGCCGAAAUUUCCGACGCCAGUCGACCCAAUCGGAGGAGCUGUCGAAAACGCGCGGACGGCGCGACUCUUGCGCCCAGAUCAGCGACGGCACCGUCGCCACCAUGACGGUCGAAACGACGGCCGCUUUCUACGACACGAGCACUCAAACAGAGCCGUCGAGCGUCUACGACAACAACAUCUACCACGAGGAGUGCCUCCGUUGCAACGCUUGCGGCGUCAACCUGACGGGCCCCAGCCAGAAGCGGGCGCGCCGCUUCAAGAACCAAAUCUUUUGCGACCUCCAUUUCGCCGACGUCGCCCUCAUGGAGUCGUCGGAUUUUAUGCAGCAACUGCGCAGCUUCAAGCCGCAAUCGCUCGGCUGUGCCGUCGCCCGACGAAAGAGUAGCACCACGCUCAUCUUCCCGCUUCCGCCUCAAGCCUGUUCAGAUGAAUUUUGCGAUGGUUAUCCUCACAAUUUCACGCCGACGCCCGGCUAUUGGAUCGAAUGUUCGCGCCAGAGCGCACGAGCUGGACGUCGACGCAAUCACGGCAUCCAGGAGGAAGGCAGCCAGGACAAUUCGAAUAGCGCGUCUGACGACGAAGACGAUGACGAGCAAGAGGAAGGAGACGGCCAGGCCGGCCGUGAAGAGAACGACAAUGGCACUGGCGUUCAAACGGACAGUUUCGACGGUGCCGGAUGCAGCCAGUUGAACCUACGGCACGCCAAUGGCGGCACGUCCGUUUUCACCAGCACCGACUCCGGCGCCGGCCCGUCGGAUCGCGCCGGCCGAAAAGUUCAGCUAGUCCAUCAACAUAUUCAAGUGAGUUCGACGAGUUUGCCGGAAAUCCACGAAUUGCAAGCGCGUCGGAAAACGGCCAUUGAAGAGCAGUUUGACCGGGCGGGGACUUUCGAGUUAACUUCGGUGGAGCAAGAGACUUACGAGCGUUACUUUUACGGUACGGAGCACUGGAACUAUUUCUCCAACGACGAGGAUCUCGGCCCGGUUGUUCUUAGUCUCAAACAGGAGAUUAUCAACGGACGGGAUCAGUUCAGGAUCCUGGUGCGGGCCAUCAGUUACACGGUGCACGGCCUCAUCCCGGCUUCUUGCGUCUUCGCCGACCGCUACAACCGCGAAGAAGUCGUCCGAUCCCUCGGCAAAGAGAUCAACCUCAAUCCGCCGUUGAUUCUGGGCCAGCUGCCCGACACGCCCGAAGAGCUCCUCAAAUUGGAUCAGGUUUUUAUCAAAUCCGAGCUGAAGGUGGGCGUCAUCUACGUGAAGGACGGCCAGUUUACAGAGGAGGAGAUCCUGGACAACAACGAACACAGCCCUUUGUUCGACGAGUUCCUUCAAAUCAUCGGCGAUAAAGUGCGACUCAAAGGUUUCGACAAGUACAAAGGUGGACUGGACACGGUCCACGACUUGACGGGCCUCUACUCCGUCUACACUCACUGGCGCGGUAUCGAGAUCAUGUUUCACGUCUCGACACUCUUACCCUACGAGAAGAACGAUCCCCAAAAGUUGCAAAGAAAGCGGCACGUCGGCAACGAUAUCGUCUGCGUCGUUUUCCUCGAAUCCAACACGACCGAUUUCUCGCCGGCCUGCAUCAAAUCCCAUUUCUUGCACACGUUCAUCCUUGUCCAGGUGUCGCCGAAAUCGCGCCGGAAACCCACACGAUACGAGAUAUCGGUGGUCACUCGUGACGAAGUGGGCGCUUACAAGCCGUACCUCUGGGAGCAGUCGACCUUCCACAAUGGCGUCCUCUUCCGCGAGUGGAUCCUCACCAAGAUCGUUAACGGAGAGCGGGCCUCCUAUUCUGCCCCAAAGUUCGCCCGGAUGCAGGAGCGGACCCGGAGUCAAAUGCUGGAAGACAUUGUGGCCAACUUGCAGAACCACGCCGAAACUGGACAAAUUCCCAAACCGUACAGACGUGGAUCGUGGCGUCCAAUCGGUCACAUGCGACCGUCGAGCCCUCUAUUGGAUUCUGUGAGAGACCAAUUCGAAGGCUACGACCAACUGGCCAAAGAUUUCUCCAAAGUGUUCCUCAAUGUCGACCCGCCUUCGAUGCUCUUUGACGUCAGUUUCCUCGUCGGCCAGGGCAAGACGAAAUUGAAACUCUACGGCGUUCGCGCCAUCCUGGGCGUCCGCAGUCGAGUGUUCCAGGAGAUGCUCUACGGAAUAUGCACCGGUUUCGGAUCGCCUCAAGUUCCCGUUGCCGAGCUGCUGGCCAGAGCCGCGCCAACAUUGCACAGUCCAGGCGGUCAGCAACGCAACAAGUCGUCCAAUUUCCUUCAAGUGCCUGAUAUCGAAUCACCCAGACCGAAAAGUGUGCCCAGCAGCCCGUCGGUGAUGAGAGCCUUUUCUCGACUGGGCAACCUGACGGCCGGUUGGGGCCGAAGUAGCAAGAAACAGGAUCGGCUCACAGUGGACGACAAGAAAUGGACCAGCUCUCAAGAUUGCACCAAGAUGGGCAGAGAAGGUCGCGGUGAGCGGGGCUCGGCCGCCGACCGGGCAGCUGCCGCAGCUGGCAACAGCAACAGUCUGGCCGUUCCACGACUCAGCGUUUGCGCCGACGUCCAGAAAGUGGACCGAUCGAAGUUGGCCCAAACCGAAUUCGCCAUCAUCGAAUUCGAUGCCGAAACGUUCCGAUUGCUGCUCGACUACCUGCACACGGGUUCGUGCCCGUGCACCUGCAACAACAUUCCCGGUCUCAUUUGCGCCGCCGAGCACUACGACCUGCCCGAAUUGCUCCAAGCCUGCUUCCAUCACGCCAAGCAGUUCCUGCGCAUCGAAGUGGUUUGUAGUAUGUUGUGUCUCCUGGAGAACUAUUACUGGCGCUACACGAGCGCUUCCGAGCUGGUCAACAUGAUCCUGCUAUUCAUCGAAACGCGGGCGUACCAGGUGUUCCAGUGCCCCGAUUUCCUCUCGCUCUCCGAGUCGAUCGUCCAGAUGAUCAUGGCCCGCAACCUGGAAGUGCCCGAAGUGCGCAAAUUCGAGGCCAUGCUCCAGUGGGCCAAGCACAAGAUCCGGACGCGCGGCGCCGCCUCGCGCGUCGACGCCAAAAUCGAAUUCCGUUGCACGAUGGAGCGGCUCACCCGAGACCUGAGACUCUACCGCAUCUCGCCGCAAGAUCUCAUCAAGAUCGUCCUGCCCAGCAAGGCCAUCAAGAACGAGCGCAUUCUGGAAACGCUCAUGUUCCAGGCCAAUUCCGGCAUGUACCGCAUCCAAGACUCUUACCUGGAGGCCUGCCAACAGCGGCUCCAGAAGCAGGACUCGCGAUUCUCCGAAUGGGAUUCAUUCGACUACGGACUCUGAAGAAGGAUUUCAAUUUCGCCCCACGACUCCUCAAUACCCUUAAUCAUCAAAAUUCUUUCGUGUGCAUAAAUGGAAUGCUAAUACGCUGCAAAAAAAAAAAAAAAAAAUGGAAGAAAAUACUCUAUACUAAAUUGGUAACAAAAAUAAUCAUUAUUUACUGUUAACAUUAACAGACCACGAUUACAAAAAAAAAAAAAAAAAUAGAUACAUAUAUAUAUAUAUAUAUAUUAUUAUACUAUAUAUUGAUAUACAGUAUCUGAUAUCAUUAUACAGCUCACUACAUCAGGACUGGUUCGAAUUAACUUCUUUCGGUUUUAUUUUUAUAUAUUUUAUUUUUUUUUCGAUGGCGUGUGUAUACUGAAAAUCGAUCAUGUCUGGACAAUCUGCUUACCGGACCGUCCAGUUUCGUAAGUCAUUCGUGUAUCAAAUAGGAGAUGAUGUUUACGUGUGUAUGUGUGUGCUGUGUGUGUGUGUGUGUGUUUCAGCCUUCUCGUGAGGGUGUUCGUGUGCACGUCUGUCACAAAAUCCCAUUCAAUUAUUGACCAAUUGUCGGCUUAUUUGUCUCGACUACCCCAUCACGUUCGAUUUCAUCAAGUGGCAACUUGUGUUCACGUGCUGCAAACUCCCGAAACCUCAUCGGCAAGUCGAUUGUUUUAUUUCUUCUUCUCCCACAUUUUCUUUCGAUGUCCUUCCUCAUUUUUUUUUUUUUUUUUUUUUUUUUGUGGAACCAAAAUGGCAAAAAAAAAAAAAAAAAGAAAAACAACAAAAAAAGCCCACUGAUAUAUCUCGUUUAAUUCUGACAGUUUUUUUUUUGUAUUAUUGUUGAUGUGAUUUUAUUGCAAACGCAGCCGUUGCACUGCGAAUUAUGUCGGGAGUGGUGUGAUUGGCAAGUCAUAGAUCCCACGAUGAAGUCGGCAACCCUCCAUUUCUCGUCAAUGUCAGACCAGGGCAAUCAGUAGGGAAACCGAAUAAGCAUUUUAAGAAAGAUAAUAUUCUAUAAAAAAAAAAAAAGAGAGAUUCUAGAGAAAAGAAAAACGCAAAUUGAUAGUUUUUAAUUACAUAAUCUAUUUCCAGAGAUUUUUAAAUCAGAGUAUUAUAAUAAAUGUCUAUCUGUGUAGACCAUUGUGUUUUUUUAUAUAUUAUUGAUCACUGAUUAUAAUUCCCUUAUGUUUAAAAUAACACAUGGUGGCUGAAAUAAAAUAAAGUCAACUGUU